AUGGCAUCAGACGAAGACUUGAAGGACGAAUUUUCAAUUUUUGGCGUAGAUCUUGAAAAUCAAGAUGUGAUAGACAAAUUAAAAGAGUUGUGUGUCCUGUACCGACUAGAUGCAUCCCAAAUCAGCACAGAAUGGAUAGCUUUCUUUAAUACAAAGAAAUCCAAAGGAAACAUGACUCUUAGCUGUGAAGUGUUGGAUCAGUUUGACAGAGAGAGACUCAACAAGAAAACUCCUCGCACACCACAAGUUAAAAAGUCUGGCCCAACUGUGUAUGAUGUCAACACUGUUCAAAAUGGCAUUGAUGAGAAUGAGGCUGUUGAACUUUACAAUGCUUACUCAGGAGCUUCCACACCAUCAAAUUCCAAAAAAAUUGCAGCAUCACAGAAGCGCCAGCUGACUCCUGAUAAUCCACCAGUCAAACGAUUUACAAACAGUGUCCGCAGUCCAAUGGUUCCGUUCUCCCCUGCCAGCUUCUCACCAGGGAUAACUCCCUCAAAGAAGUUCAGCUCAAGGUCAAAUGCUGGAGAAAAUGUUGCUUCACUGGGGAUCAAUGACAACACUAACUGGAAGGGUCAAGGUCAUGAUGUACACAUAGCAUAUUAUGAUUCUAGAAAUGCAAUGGAACCACAUUUCAAGUACAUGUUUCAAAAGUUAACUGAAAAAGCUAAUGUUCUCAAUGAUAUGAUUGAAGACCUUGCGGAACAGCUCCAAGAGCAGCACAAGAUAGAGGACUUGUCCCAUGUAGCUUUACCUGUCCAGGAGCCUGUCACCGUUGUGGGACGGAUUGGCUGUGACAGUAUUGGCAAGCUGAACGCAAAGUCUGUGAUAUUGGAGGGCUCCCAGGAAACAUCUGCUGGCAGGUGUAUCCCUGUUGAUCUGACUGAGCUCCAAGAGUUUUCACUUUUCCCAGGACAGAUUGUUGCUUUGGAUGGAAUAAACAUUACUGGGCAAAAGUUUGUUGCAAAGAAGUUACAUCAGGGUGUCAGUCUUCCUCUACCAGAUGUAGCUGUGAAGUCAGAAGCAGGAAAACUAAGUGUAAUAGUUGCGACAGGACCAUUUACAACUUCGGAUAAUUUGGCUUACGAACCUCUGACAGACCUGUGUAAAUACAUCAACCGAGACUCCCCAGAUGUCUGUAUAUUGCUUGGUCCAUUCGUUGAUGUAAAAAACGAUCAGAUUGAGAAAGGAAAUUGCACAACCUCAUAUGAUGAACUUUUCUGGAUGCAAAUGAAAAGUCUCAGUGACAUUGCAGACAACUCGGGAUGCAAGUUCAUAGUGGUGCCUUCUUACAGAGAUAUCCACCAUGAUUAUGUAUAUCCUCAACCUCCAUUUGAUCCAAAGAACCUCAAGCCAAAUUUGUCCAAGAACCUGCACUUCAUGCCUGACCCGUGUACUGUGUGUGUUGACAAUGUAGUAUUUGGAAUCACUUCCACAGACAUCCUUAUGCAGCUAGGUGCAGAGGAAAUCUCUUGCAACAUCCCUGGAUCAACAGAUCGUCUAGGACGACUAACACAACAUCUUCUUACCCAGAGGAACUACUACCCACUCUGUCCUCCUGCUGAUGAAGUCAACAUUGACUACAAAUACUUUGAGGACAAAGGGAGGAUACCAGUUACUCCACAUGUGCUUAUUGUACCAUCUGAUCUGAAACAGUUUGUGAAGGACAUUCAAGGAUGUUGUUGUAUAAACCCAGGACGGCUCUCAAAAGGACAAAGUGGGGGCACAUACUGCCGACUUGUGAUACAAACAGACCAGCUGUCAAAGAAUACAAACUCGUCAUCAGUCUUACCACAUCUGUCAGCACAGGUCCUCCGAGUCUAAUACAUAUUUAUAAAGAUCAACUGUCAUAGAGUGUAAAUUCCUCAUCAUGACAGGUUUUCUAUGGGACCAAAUAUUUUGUUAGAACUAGUCCUCUGUCUGAUAUGUGACCAGCUGUUAACAAGUACAUUCUCAUCAAUAGUCAUACCACAUCUGUCAGUGCAGGUCCUCUGUGAUGCCAAUUGAUUCAUUUGGUCUAGUCCUCGAUGCCAGAUAUCUGCAGACCGACUUGGGCAGUAAACGAUCAUCCCUAGUAAAACCUGUCCUAUUGGGAAAAGUACAUUAAGUCUGAAAUAUAAAGUACUAUACACUAAACCUUCCCCUGAUAUGUGUCAGAACUCCAAGGCCGAUAUGCACAAACCAAACUGUUUCGCAGUCAUGAGCACAGCAUGGAUAAUCUAGGCAACUCUAGAAAAGAUUCUGUCUUCAUAACAUAUAACAUACUUUUUUAUGCUUUUUAUGAGAUAGGUGUUUUGUGUGCUUUCU
Molecule: messenger RNA, 2304 nt
Organism: Ylistrum balloti
Lineage: Eukaryota; Metazoa; Mollusca; Bivalvia; Pectinida; Pectinidae
Product: DNA polymerase alpha subunit B-like
Exons: 15
Coding region: 1-1821 (606 amino acids)
Biological process (GO): DNA replication initiation; DNA replication
Cellular component (GO): alpha DNA polymerase:primase complex
Molecular function (GO): DNA binding
Source: RefSeq, a predicted model, not a curated record